Messenger RNA from Stereum hirsutum FP-91666 SS1, 1325 nucleotides. RefSeq names its product acid protease. Gene Ontology annotation, molecular function: aspartic-type endopeptidase activity. Lineage: Eukaryota; Fungi; Basidiomycota; Agaricomycetes; Russulales; Stereaceae. The coding region runs from base 1 to 1305 and encodes 434 amino acids. The record is from RefSeq and is a predicted model, not a curated record. The transcript has 10 exons. Gene Ontology annotation, biological process: proteolysis.
AUGUUCCCUGUCACUGCUCUCACCUCCCUUCUCGUGCUCGCUCUGGCCGUUGCGGCGACUCCGGUCACAGUGCGUGAACCGCUCGUGACUCUGCCCUUUGCGAAGCACAUCAAUACGACCGGGACGGCGGAUAUCGUUAAGCAGGAUCAAGCCCGCAUUAAGCAGCUCUUUGCGAAUGCUGAGGCUAGGCGCACUGGAUCGACCCUCUAUGCCGACGCUACAUCUUCAUCUAUCGAUGCCACUAACCAACUUGUCACAUACACAGUCUCUGUUGGUGUCGGCUCUCCGGCCACAUACUAUGAUCUUAUCGUGGACACUGGCAGCUCUAACACUUGGGUGGGCGCGGGUACUUCCUACACUGCCACCUCCACGUCUACGAAGACCUCUGACACUGUGUCUGUGACUUAUGGAUCCGGCAGUUUCUCUGGUGAGAGCCCCUCUCAGAACCUACGCAUGUAUGACCUGGCUGACAUGUUUGUUUGCUAUGGAGGCACGGAGUACACCGACACUGUCACAUUGAGCUCUUCCCUCGUGAUCACGAAUCAAAGUAUCGGUGUGGCGAGCAAAUCCAGUGGAUUCUCUGGUUACGAUGGCAUUCUCGGCAUUGGUCCCGACGCUCUUACCGAGGGUACCUUAUCUCCUGACACAUCGUCCACGAUCCCUACUGUCGUCGAUAACCUUUACACUCAGGGAACUAUCCCGGACAAGAUCCUCUCUGUGUAUUUUCAGCCGACGACAUCUGAGAGUUCGACCAACGGGGAGCUCACCUUUGGUGGAACAGACAGCACCAAAUACACUGGCGAUAUCACAUAUACCUCGGUGACUACGACGUCCCCGGCCGAGUAUUAUUGGGGCAUCGACCAGUCGAUCACUUACGGUAGCACUACAAUUCUGUCCAGCACGGCCGGAAUUGUGGACACUGGUACUACCCUCCUUUAUAUCGCUUCAGAUGCCUUCAAGCAAUACGUCAGCGCCACUGGCGCUACGUACGAUUCUAGCACUGGUCUCUACUCGAUUUCGUCAUCCCAGUACAGCUCCUUGCAGACCCUCGACUUGGUGAUCGGUGGUACCACCUUUGGGCUCACUGCCAACGCCCAGAUCUGGCCGAGGUCUCUCAACACAUACAUCGGAGGAUCCUCUUCCAAAAUCUACCUGGUUGUUUCCGAUAUUGGUACCAACUCUGGCGAGGGCUUGGACUUCAUUGACGGUCUGGUCUUCCUCGAGAGAUUCUACAGCGUGUUCGACACUACGAAUUCGCGUGUUGGGUUUGCGACCACGUCCUACACGACCGCCACCACGAAUUAAACGCAGGUUGACGAUCUGAU